Molecule: messenger RNA, 1248 nt
Organism: Trematomus bernacchii (emerald rockcod)
Lineage: Eukaryota; Metazoa; Chordata; Actinopteri; Perciformes; Nototheniidae
Product: protocadherin gamma-A7-like
Exons: 5
Coding region: 1-1248 (415 amino acids)
Biological process (GO): homophilic cell-cell adhesion
Cellular component (GO): membrane
Molecular function (GO): calcium ion binding
Source: RefSeq, a predicted model, not a curated record
AUGAGGAAAGGGCUGUUUGUCGGAGACGUUGCAAAAAACCUGGGCUUGGAAGUAAAAAGGACGACUGACUCCCAAAGGAGUGACAUCAAGUAUAAGCAACCAAUGAGCCAAAGUUUGGUUAGUGUGGAUGACGCUGGGACUGAAACUCUGGAGAAAGGAGAGCGGUCACCAGAGGCCUUAGUUGCCCAAAUCCGGUAUUCCAUCCCAGAGGAGAUGAAGAAAGGCUCCCUAAUCGGUAAUGUAGCACAAGAUCUUGGUUUGGAUUUGAAGAGGCUUCGUUCUGGGCGGGCCCGUAUCGUGACCGGAGAAAACAUCCACUACACCGAGCUGAAGACAGACAAAGGGAUUCUAGUCGUGAAUGAGAGAAUAGACCGAGAGCAGCUUUGUGGAGACGAAACACCGUGUAGCUUUACCUUUGAGAUUUUAUUGGAAAAACCAAUGGAGUUGCACCCUGUGACUAUAGAAGUAUUGGACGACCAGAACGACAACCCUCCUCAGGUCCUGUACCCAGUCCAGACUGGUGGCUCUCUAGUGGCUGAGAUGGUACCUCGUUCAGCAGAUGUGGGCUAUCUGGUCACUAAAGUGGUGGCUGUUGAUGUGGACUCUGGACAGAAUGCCUGGCUCUCCUAUAAACUGCAGAAAGCCACAGACAGGGCGCUGUUUGAAGUGGGCUUACAGAAUGGAGAAAUAAGGACUAUCCGCCAGGUGACUGAUAAAGAUGCGGUGAAACAAAGACUGACUGUUAUAGUGGAGGACAACGGGCAGCCCUCUCGUUCAGCUACAGUCAUUGUUAACGUGGUGGUGGCUGACAGCUUCCCGGAAGUGCUGUCUGAGUUCACUGACUUUACACAGGACAAGGAGUACAAUGACAACCUGACUUUUUACUUAGUGCUGGCUCUGGCUGUAGUGUGCUUCCUCUUCAUCACGUGUUUAGUGGUUAUCAUAUCAGUGAAGAUCUACAGGUGGAGGCAGUCUCGCAUCAUGUGCCACUCCAAUCUCCCUGUGAUUCCAUAUUAUCCACCACGUUACUCAGACACUUUGGGGACAGGGACUCUCCAACACGUGUACAACUACGAGGUGUGCAGGACGACUGACUCCAGAAAGAGUGACUGUAAGUCCGGCAGAGCUGGUAGUCAGAACGUGCUGAUAAUGGACCCCAGUUCUACAGGGACGAUGCAGCGGAUACAGAGUGAAAAGAGCAUCCUGGAUGAACCCGACUCUCCUCUAGAGAUUUUGGACUCUAAGUGA